Molecule: messenger RNA, 2063 nt
Organism: Brassica oleracea var. oleracea
Lineage: Eukaryota; Viridiplantae; Streptophyta; Magnoliopsida; Brassicales; Brassicaceae
Exons: 2
Coding region: 93-2063 (656 amino acids)
Molecular function (GO): zinc ion binding; nucleic acid binding
Source: RefSeq, a predicted model, not a curated record
CUGAGAGAAACACGUGUGUGGGUGAGAUCAAAACACUUGAGAGAGUGAGGUAUUUUUAUCUAAAGUUUUGUGUUUAAGAAAUUUCAGGAACCAUGGGAAGUGAAGACGAAAGGAGCCGACCCGGAAACUCAGUGGCCGGUUUAUCUAACUUGCAGAUGCGAGCCUUGAAUGAUUCUUUUACUAACCUUAUGAAUGCAGGUCUUGAGCAGAUCCAUCUAAGGCUAGAUGAGAUCCAGAACAGUCAACAGCCGCGUCCUCGAACCAGAGCCAGAAGAGAUCGCCCAAGGAGGCCAAACCGGUCUGAUGAUGAGAUCCGAGAGGAGGACUCUCAUGAGGACGAGGACCGAUCCAUAAACCGACCUAGGAGGGGUCACAAAAACCAGGAACCAGGUGAUGUCAAUCCUUUUGCUACAAAUGAACGUGCUAAUGAUAGCUUAAGUGGAUUGAAACUAAAAAUCCCACCUUUUGAGGGUAAAAAUGAUCCUGAUGUUUUUCUUGAAUGGGAAAGAAAAAUUGAACAUGUCUUUGAUUGUCAAAACUUUUCUGAACUUAAGAAAGUUAGACUAGCUGUUACUGAAUUUUCUGGCUAUGCUAUUAAUUGGUAUGAUCAAGUUGUGACCCACAGGAGGAGAACAGGUGAGAGACCGAUUGAGACAUGGGAUGAGUUUUCCAUGCUGAUGAGGAGACGAUUUGUUCCUGCUCAUUAUCACCGAGAUCUCCACCAGAAACUCCGACGCUUACUUCAAGGCACUAAGUCCGUGGAAGACUACCACCAGGAGAUGGAAACUUUGAUGAUCAAGGCCGAUGUAGACGAGCCCGUGGACGCCACUAUGGCUAGGUUCCUUUCUGGCCUUAACCGAGACAUCCAAGAUCGCAUGGAGCUUCAAGAGUAUGGAACCGUGGAGCAAAUGUUGCACAAAGCCAUCCUGAUCGAACAACAGGUCAAAAGAAAGAGCUACUCAAAGCCGGCCUUUGCUCUUAAACCAUCAUUUACUCCUAAGCCAAGUUAUCAAGACAAAGGUAAGUCUUCUGCCACAACAAAUACAGCUUUAAAGACUGAUGCUCCUGCUCGUGUUGACAAAGGAAAAGCUAUUGAGAAUCCUAGCCGUGCAAGAGACAUCAGAUGCUUCAAGUGUCAAGGCCUAGGACACUAUGCCAACAAAUGUCCGAACCAAAGAGUAAUGAUUCUCAUGGAAAAUGGAGAGGUUGAGUCCGAGGACGAGCAAGAGAACAAGGAGGAUCUUGGUCCUACCUUUGAUGAGGAAGAGAAGUCCUUUGACUACCCACAUCAUGGACCAUUACUUGUUGCGAGGAAGGCUUGGAACGGUCCCAUCUUCGAUGCGACGGACAGUCAUGCUAACGGCCACACGGACGACGACCUUGGCCCGGUCUUCGACAUUGAUUCUGAGCCGAUCUUUGAUAAGGAGGAUUGCUUUGAAUAUCCAGCUCACGGACCACUACUGGUUACUAGACGUUCCUUGAGUGUUCAGCCCAAAACCAAUGAAAAAGAACAAAGGGAGAAUCUCUUUCAUUCUCGUUGUUUAAUCUCUGAAAAAGUUUGUUCUUUGAUCAUUGAUGGUGGGAGUUGUACUAAUGUUGCUAGUGAUACUCUUGUCAGGAAGCUAGGGCUAGCUACUCGACCUAUUUCACGUCCUUUCAGGUUGGAAUGGCUCAAUGAAACCGGUGAACAGUAUGUCAACGAACAGGUCACGAUCCCUCUUACCAUUGGACGAUAUGAGGAUGAAGUUGUUUGCAACGUUCUUCCUAUGGACGCUUGUCACAUCCUUCUAGGCCGUCCAUGGCAGUUUGAUAAGAAAGCAGUGCAUGAUGGCUUCACAAACCGACACUCCUUUGACCACAAAGGAAAGAAGAUCACGCUGGUGCCCUUGUCUCCAUUAGAGGUUCACCAAGAUCAGGUUCAACUCAAGAAGAGCCGUGACCAGGAACCUAAGCCGGACGAGCCUGAGUCAUCUCAACGAAACUCCAACUUCGUCAUAAAACAAAGUCAGGUUAAGAGGUCUCUUUACUCCCAAAUAUUCCGCCUUUUAAGGCGUAUCACUUAG